Messenger RNA from Lampris incognitus (smalleye Pacific opah), 1801 nucleotides. Its product is annotated as neuropilin and tolloid-like protein 1. The transcript is spliced from 10 exons. Bases 1 to 1671 code for a protein of 556 amino acids. NCBI's taxonomy places the organism in Eukaryota, Metazoa, Chordata, Actinopteri, Lampriformes, Lampridae. The record is from RefSeq and is a predicted model, not a curated record. Gene Ontology annotation, molecular function: protein binding.
AUGGUGCACAAACUACUGCUGCCCAUCGCUGUCAUUGCAAGCCUCAUCACACCUGGGCUCUCCGGGGCCACAACUCCUAAAAAGAAAACUCAAGUGAAGAACAACUCAGGGGUAACACCAGCGGAGCAAUGUGGGGCCUGGGUUAAGGAGCCUGAUGGUGGGUCCUUUACCUCCCCCAACUACCCAAAAAAAUACCCACCUGAGAGGGAGUGUGUCUACAUCAUAGAAGCCUCCCCUCGACAGUGCAUUGACCUGUUCUUUGACGAGAAGUACUCUAUCGAGCCGUCCUGGGAGUGUAAGUUCGACCACAUUGAGGUUCGCGACGGCCCCUUUGGCUUCUCACCCAUCAUUGGACGCUACUGCGGCCAGGAGAGCCCCUCGUACGUGCGGUCCAGCGGACGAUAUCUGUAUAUCAAGUUUGUGGCUGAUGGUGAGCUGGAGGCCAUCGGAUUCUCAGCACGCUACAACUUCACACAAGAUCCGGAGUUUAAAGACAUUGGAGUGCUCCCGGCUCUACCUUUUUGUGAGUUUGAUUUGAGCGGUCCAGAAGGCUUCGUAGAGUCAAUCCAGAUUGCCAGAGAGGGCCAAGCCCUUCAGACAGAGGCUGUCGACUGCAGGUGGUACAUCAGGGCUCCGCCAAAGGCUAAGAUUUAUAUGCGUUUUCUGGAGUAUGAGAUGCACAACUCUAAUGAGUGCAAGCGUAACUUUGUGGCCAUCUAUGACGGGAGCAGUUCGGUGGAGCACCUGAAGAAUAAGUUUUGCUCCACAGUGGCCAAUGACGUCAUGCUGAUCUCCUCCGUCGGCGUGGUCAGGCUGUGGGCCGACGAGGGGAGCAGGAAGAGCAGAUUCAAGAUCCUUUUCACAACCUUCCACGAACCUCCAUGUGAAGGAGACACUUUCUUUUGCCACAGUAACAUGUGCAUCAACAACACCCUGGUGUGCAAUGGCGUCCAGAACUGUGUUUACCCUUGGGAUGAAAACCACUGUAAAGAGAAGCGAAAAGCCAGCAUUCUGGACACCCUGGAUAAUACAAACCUCACCAUUAUUGGGAUAACCUGUGGCCUGGUUGUCAUUCUACUCAUCAUCUCUAUCAUUAUCCAGAUCAAACAGCCUCGCAAGAAGUAUAUCAUCCGCAGAGAUGACUUUGACCCUGCUCUCCUCCAUCCUGGCUUCGAGCCUCCUCACUAUGAGCUCUGCACUCUGCGACGUGCUCCAUCUGGUGACCUGACCGACCCUGCCAUGGCUGAGGACUUUGAGAAGUUCCAUAAGCUCCGCCGCUCCUCCUCCAAGUGCAUUCGUGACCACCACUGUGGCUCACAGGGGAGCAUGCAUGGCAGUGUCCAUGGUAGCCGUAGCAAUCUGAGUAUGAGGGAUUCCACUCUUUUGGCUGAUGGGGGGCCUCUUGCGCCCCCCUUGCCGCCAGGUAUGGGGACCCAGCCAUCACCGCACCUCUCCCACCACACCACGCCCUCUGGCCGAAGAAGUAUCCUGGUAAUGAAGCAUAGUUACUCCCAGGAUGGGGCGGAGGGGUGCGAGGCAGACGAGGAGGAUGAUUUGAUGCUCGAAAAUGGUCCUGCUACAAGCCACCACCGGAUCCACCAUCAUCAGCUCCACCAUGGCCUGUCGGGGCUGGAGCACAGUGUGCACCGUUCAAUGUCAAAUGACUUCUAAUGUAAGACUAUAUAGAAAUCAAAAUUAAUUAAUUAGUUAAUAGAUAAAUAAAAUAUUUGAGGAAUGAUGACCACGUUGUAACAGAAUUAAGCAGAAUGGAUAGGAAGAUUAAAGCUCAAAUGAAAAUAGA